Molecule: messenger RNA, 881 nt
Organism: Solanum stenotomum
Lineage: Eukaryota; Viridiplantae; Streptophyta; Magnoliopsida; Solanales; Solanaceae
Product: receptor-like protein kinase HERK 1
Exons: 1
Coding region: 1-741 (246 amino acids)
Biological process (GO): protein autophosphorylation
Cellular component (GO): plasma membrane; plasmodesma
Molecular function (GO): ATP binding; transmembrane receptor protein tyrosine kinase activity
Source: RefSeq, a predicted model, not a curated record
AUGGGAAGCAAGUAUUCCAAGGCAACAACUUACAUAACAGAUGCUUCAAACUCGACUUAUCGCCUUCCUUUUAAAAGUAGUCGAGUUCUUAUUGCAGCUUUGGAGGAAGCAACUAGCAACUUUGAUGUGAAGUUUCUCAUUGGAAGGGGUGGCUUUGGGAGUGUUUACAGGGCUGUUUUGUGUGAUGGCACAAAUGUGGCCUUGAAAAGGCAUUAUCCUACGUCUCGUAAAGAGUUCCAAACAGAAAUUGAGAUGCUCUCUCAGCUCCACCAUCCCUAUCUCGUUUCAUUGAUUGGACACUGUAGUGAAAAUAAUGAGAUGAUUCUAAUUUAUGAGUACAUGGAGAAUGGGAACCUCACUAGACAUUUGUAUGGCUCAAAUCUACCCACUAUGAGCUGGGAGCAGAGGCUGGAGAUAUGCAUCGCGGCAGCCAGAGGCCUGCAUUACCUUCAUAACAGUGUAGUUAUACAUCAUGAUGUCAAAUCUUCAAACAUAUUGCUUGAUGAGAAUUUUGUGGCAAAAAUUACUGAUUUUGGAAUAUCCAAGACAAUUCCUGAGCUUGAUCAAACCCAUCUUAGCACAAUGGUGAAAGGAAGUAUAGGCCACAGUGCCCCUAAAUAUACUAUCUGGGGAGAGCUUACAGAAAAAUCUGAUGUUUAUUCUUUUGGUGUUGUUUUAAUCGAAGUUCUUUGUGCUAGGCCUGCCCAGUACAAUCUCUUCCGAUGGAGAUGUUUAGCUUAGCUAAUUGGGCAAUGGAAAGUCAGAAGAAUGGACAAUUGGAACGAAUCAUAGAUCCCAAUCUUGUUGGCAAAAUAAGACCAGAUUCCCUCAGUAAGUUUGGAGAAACAGCGGUGAAAUGCUUAGCUGAAACUGGUGUAGAU